Messenger RNA from Aspergillus affinis, 1629 nucleotides. RefSeq names its product GMC family oxidoreductase. The record is from RefSeq and is a predicted model, not a curated record. Lineage: Eukaryota; Fungi; Ascomycota; Eurotiomycetes; Eurotiales; Aspergillaceae. Gene Ontology annotation, molecular function: flavin adenine dinucleotide binding; oxidoreductase activity, acting on CH-OH group of donors. The transcript has 2 exons. Bases 1 to 1629 code for a protein of 542 amino acids.
AUGAUCACCACGAACGAGUUCCCCGCCAGCGACUUGAACAGCUAUGACUAUGUCAUCGUGGGAGGUGGCACGGCGGGUUGUGUUAUCGCCAGUCGAUUGGCCGAGUACCUGCCUAACAAGCGCAUCUUGGUCAUUGAAGGUGGCCCCAGUGAUUUCAACGACGAUCGUGUCCUCAACCUGAGAGAAUGGUUGAACUUGUUGGGAGGCGAGUUGGACUACGAUUAUCCUACCACCGAACAGCCUAAUGGUAACAGCCAUAUCCGCCACUCUCGUGCCAAGGUGCUGGGUGGUUGCUCUAGCCACAACACCCUCAUCUCCUUCCGUCCUUUCGAGUAUGACUGCAAGAGAUGGGAACAGCAAGGCUGCAAGGGCUGGUCUUUCGGAACUUUCACUCGCGUGCUUGACAACCUGCGCAACACCGUCCAGCCUGUCCACGAGCGUCACCGCAACCAGCUGUGCAAGGACUGGAUCGAGUCUUGCUCGACUGCCAUGAAGAUUCCCAUCAUCCCCGAUUUCAACCGGGAGAUCCGUCUCAAUGGCGAGUUGACCGAGGGUGUCGGAUUCUUCAACGUCUCCUACAAUCCCGACGAUGGCCGUCGCAGCAGCGCCAGUGUCGCGUACAUUCACCCUAUCCUGCGUGGAGAAGAGAAACGCCCCAACCUGACCAUCCUUACCAACGCUUGGGUGUCUCGCGUGAACGUUCAGGACGACACCGUCACCGGAGUUGACGUGACUCUGCAGUCCGGAGCCAAGCACACCUUGCGCCCCAAGAAGGAAACGAUUCUGUGCGCCGGUGCCGUCGACACCCCCCGACUGAUGCUGCUGUCCGGAUUGGGUCCCCAGGAGCAACUCCGCUCGCUGGGUAUUCCCGUCGUUAAGGACAUUCCCGGUGUCGGCGAGAACCUUCUCGACCACCCUGAAAGUAUCAUUCUUUGGGAGCUCAACCAGCCCGUUCCUCCCAACCAGACGACCAUGGACUCGGACGCCGGCAUCUUCUUGCGCCGAGAGCUUCCCAAUGCCGCUGGAACCGAUGGUCGCGCCGCCGAUGUCAUGAUGCACUGCUACCAGAUCCCCUUCUGCCUCAACACGGAACGUCUCGGAUAUGACUCUCCCACCAAUGCUUUCUGCAUGACCCCCAACAUCCCCCGCCCCCGCUCCCGUGGUCGCCUGUACUUGACCUCCGCCGAUCCCCAGAUCAAGCCCGCCUUGGACUUCCGUUACUUCACCGACCCUGAGGGCUACGAUGCCGCCACCAUUGUCGCUGGUUUCAAGGCUGCCCGUGAGAUCGCUCAGAAGGCGCCCUUCAAGGACUGGAUCAAGCGUGAAGUGGCUCCGGGCCCCAAGGUUCAAACCGACGAGGAGCUGUCUGAGUACGGUCGUCGGGUGGCCCACACCGUCUACCACCCCGCCGGUACCACCAAGAUGGGUGAUGUGACCAGCGACCCCUUGGCCGUGGUGAACUCCCAGCUCAAGGUCCGUGGCUUGAAGGGUGUCCGUGUCGCCGAUGCCGGUGUCUUCCCCGAAAUGCCCAGUAUCAACCCCAUGUUGACUGUCCUGGCCAUUGGCGAGCGUGCUGCCGAGCUGAUCGCCGAGGAGGCCGGCUGGAAGCGCGAGCAGCCCCGUCUGUAA